AGGAGGAGCCCAGCCCUCCAGAGCAGACAAGCCUUUCACCCCUCUUUCUCCCCAGUCUGGUCCCCAUUUUUUCCUGCCUUUUCCCGCCCUCUUAUUAUUCCAGUUGCAUCUUCUGCAGGGGAUCUCUCCUCCUAGCGUCAGAAUUUUCAAGCAGAGUCUAUUCAGGGGUUCUUUGCUCUGAGACAGAAGAGGGCACAGGAUUAAUUGUGCCACCUUGGCUGCUUCAUUGGACAUCAGUUCAAAGAUGGACAUAUCUGACUCAAUUGGACCUGAAGCAGGAGGAGACUCUGUUGGCAUCAGUGCGGAGAGCAGUGGGGGAUCCUGUGAGGGAACCGUGCAGAAGUUUGUGAGUGAGGAUGUGACGAGUUCCGAAACAGAGUAUCAGCGCUUCAGGCAGUUUUCCUAUCAAGAGAGUGAGGGACCUCGGGAAGCUUGCAGACACCUCCAUGAACUCUGCCGCCAGUGGCUGAAGCCAAAGGAACAGACCAAACAUCAGAUCCUGGACCUGGUGAUCCUGGAACAGUUCCUGAGCAUCUUGCCCCCAGAGAUGGAGAGCUGGGUCAGGGAAUGUAGGGCAGAGACCUCUUCCCAGGCAGUGGCCCUGGCAGAAGGUUUCCUUCUGAGUCAGGCUGAGGACAAGAAAUGGGAAGAACAGGGAAAAGUUCAGUCUGAGUUCUCUGUGUCUGAGGAGUCUACAUCAGAUACCACCCAGUGUCCUCAAUGGAGGGAACUGAGGCAGGAGGAAGAUUGGGUUGCAGCCUUGCAGGAGUCUGGAAUGAUGCCAUCCACAAAUACUCAGUUGCUUCUUCCUCUUUGCAAAGCAGUGAAACCUGUUCAGGACCAAAUCACCUUUGAGGACGUGGCUGUCCAUUUCUCCCCAGAGGAGUGGGCUCUUCUGAAUCCUGAUCAGAGAGCCCUGCAUGUGCAGAUCAUGGAGGAGACCUAUUGGAUCAUAGCAUCUCUUGAUAACUUGAGUAAGAAAAACUUAUGCAUCAAGUGUGGAAAGUGUUUUGGAAACAAAUGGGAGCUUAUCAGACACCAGAAAGCCCAUACAGAGGAGGAAGGUUCUACCAGAGAUAAAGCUUUCAAGUGCAAUGUGUGUGGGAAGUUUUUUGUCCAGAAUAUGUCACUUGUGCUUCACAUGAUACUCUGUGCUGGGAACAAAGACGUUAGAUGUAAGUCCUCAGUAAAAGGUUUUGAUUACAAGUUGCCCCAGUUGAGCUAUCAAGCAGUCCACAAAGGAAAGAAAACACAUAAAUGCCAAGAAUGUGGGAAACAAUUUGCUGGCAGAACAGAAUUAGUGGUCCAUCAGAGAAUCCACACAGGAGAGAAGCCAUACAAGUGCCAGGAAUGUGGGAAAUGUUUUGCUAAGAGUUCAUACCUUGUCAGGCACCGGAGAGUACAUACAGGCGAGAAACCAUACAAAUGUCAGGAUUGUGGGAAAUGUUUUUCUACAAAUUCAAGCCUUGUGAGCCACUACAGAAUCCACACAGGAGAGAAACCAUACAUAUGCCAGGAGUGUGGGAAAUGUUGCGCUCGGAAGUCGGAACUUAUAGUCCAUCAGAGAAUCCACACAGGAGCAAAACCAUAUAAGUGCCAGGAGUGUGGCAAAUGUUUUGCUCACAGAUCAUCUUUUCUUGACCAUCAAAGAACCCACACAGGAUACAAGCCAUAUAAAUGCCUGGAGUGUGAGAAAUGUUUUGCUCACAAUUCAUCUCUUUUGAGCCACCAAAGAAGCCACACAGGAGACAAACCAUACAAAUGCCUGGAGUGUGGGAAAUGUUUUGCUCACAAGUCCUCUCUUUUAGACCACCAAAGACCCCAAACAGGAGACAAACCAUACAAGUGCCUGAAAUGUGGAAAAUGUUUUGCUCACAGUUCAAAUCUUGUGAGUCACCACAGAAUCCAUACAGGCGAAAAACCAUACAAGUGCCUGGACUGUGGAAAAUGUUUUGCUCAGAGUUCAAACCUUGUGAGUCACCAGCGAAUCCACACAGGAGAGAAACCAUAUAAGUGCCAGGAGUGUGGAAAGUGUUUUGCCCGCAGUUCACACUUUGUGACCCACCAGGCACUCCACACAGGAGAGAAACCAUACAAAUGCCUAGAGUGUGAGAAAUGUUUUUCUACAAAUUUAAGCCUUGUGAGACAUGAGAGAGUUCACACAGGAGAGAAACCAUGCAAGUGCUUAGAGUGUGCAAAAUGUUUUUCUACAAGUUCAAACCAUGUGAGUCACCACAGAGUCCGCACAGAAGAGAAACCAUAUAAGUGCCGGGAGUGUGGAAAAUGCUUUUCUCAAAAGUCAAUCCUUCUAACUCACUGGCGACAUCAGAAAAUCCACACCGGAGAGAAGCCAUACCAAUGCCAGGAGUGUGGAAAAGGUUUUGCUUGCAGCUCACGGAUUGUCAGUCACCAGAGAAUCCACACAGGAGAGAGGCCAUACAAGUGCCAGGAGUGUGGGAAAUGUUUUACUCAGAAUUCAACUCUUCUCAUCCACCAGAGAGUCCACACAGGAGAGAAGCCAUACAAAUGUUGGGAAUGUGGGAGAUGUUUUGCUCAGAACUCACACCUCAUGGUACAUCAGCGAGUUCACACUGGAGAGAAGCCAUACAAGUGCCAGGAAUGUGGGAGAUGUUUUGCCCAUACAUCCGAUCUUACAACGCAUCAGAGAGUCCACACUGGAGAGAAACCGUACAAAUGCCAGGAGUGUGGCAAAUGUUUUCCUCAGACAUCAGAUCUUGCAACACAUCAAAGGGUCCAUACAGGAGAAAAGCCAUACAAAUGCCAGGAGUGUGGGAAAUGUUUUGCUCAAAAUUCAGCCCUUUUGGUCCACCAGAGAAUCCACACAGGAGAGAAACCAUACAAAUGCCAAGUGUGUGGGAAAUGUUUUGCUCAAAAUUCACACCUUGUCAGCCACCAAACAGUCCACACAGGAGAGAAACCAUAUGAAUGCAGGGAGUGUGGGAAAUGUUUUGCUCACACCUCAGACCUUGUAACACACCAGCGAUUCCACACAGGAGAGAAGCCAUACAAAUGCCAGGAGUGUGGGAAAUGUUUUACUCAGAAUUCAGCCCUUCUGGUUCACCAGAGAGUCCACACUGGAGAGAAACCAUACAAAUGCCAGGAGUGUGGGAAAUGUUUUUCUCAGAAUUCACACCUUGUAAGUCAUCGAAUGGUCCACACAGGAGAGAAACCAUACCGAUGCCAGGAAUGUGGCAAAGGCUUUGCUUGCAGUUCACGCCUUGUGAAUCAUCAGGGACGCCACACAGGACAAAAAGCAUACAAGUGCCAAAUGUGUGGAAAAUGUUUUACUCACAAGUCAGAGCUUGCAAAGCAUCAGAAAGUACACAAGAAAACUAAUGAUACAAAUGCCGGACGUGUUGGAAAUAUUUCCGCACAAGUUGCAUCUUAAGAUACAUCAGAGAAAUUACACCAGAGAGUAAUCCUGCUCUUCUGCAGUGUGAAAAAAGUUUUGGUCACCACUUAUGUCUGAUAAUGUACCAACAAAUUUACGUAGGAGAGAAAUCUUAAACCAGUGCUCUGAGUUUGGGAAGUGGUUUUUUGCUCAAUCAUAUUUAAGAAACCACCCAAAAGGCUAUAUCUCCCUAUAUGAGCCAGCAUGGUAUAGUGUUUUGAAUGUUAGACUACGAUUCAGGAAACUAGGGUU
Messenger RNA from Sceloporus undulatus (fence lizard), 3664 nucleotides. RefSeq names its product zinc finger protein OZF-like. Gene Ontology annotation, molecular function: DNA-binding transcription factor activity; RNA polymerase II cis-regulatory region sequence-specific DNA binding. Bases 245 to 3409 code for a protein of 1054 amino acids. The record is from RefSeq and is a predicted model, not a curated record. The transcript is spliced from 7 exons. Gene Ontology annotation, biological process: regulation of transcription by RNA polymerase II. NCBI's taxonomy places the organism in Eukaryota, Metazoa, Chordata, Lepidosauria, Squamata, Phrynosomatidae.